Pocillopora damicornis (cauliflower coral) is the source of this 912-nucleotide messenger RNA. Its product is annotated as pancreatic secretory granule membrane major glycoprotein GP2-like. NCBI's taxonomy places the organism in Eukaryota, Metazoa, Cnidaria, Anthozoa, Scleractinia, Pocilloporidae. The record is from RefSeq and is a predicted model, not a curated record.
UCGGACGCAUCUCUCGUACCUGGCUGGUACAGAUUUCAGUCUGAUUCAUACAUUAAAAUGCUGGACUACUGCCUCAGCGACCACAGAUGUCGUACAGACAUAACAGGCUGGUUAAACGGGCUUCAUCCAUCUCUCGAGGAAGGUAUUGUUAACAGGCAGGCGUGCUUUCACUGGUAUUAUAAUUGUUGUUACAGACGAGUUCAAGUUCAAGUGAGAAGAUGUGAAGGGUUUUAUGUUUACUACCUUAAUCCAUCACCAGCAGGAAGGUUUCGCUAUUUUGCACCGGAGUGCUUGAAUCAUAAAGUGCUAAGCGAGCCAGAUCGGCACAUCUCCUACGGAAGAGGUCAAAAAGAAGACAGUUCCUUGAUCCCUGGCUGGUACAGAUUCCAGUCCUAUUUAUACGAAAAGAUGCUGAACAAUUGCGUCGGUCAUCACAAAUGCGGCACAGACCUACCAGGCUGGUUAAACGGCUUACAUCCAUCGAUAGAGGAUGGCAUUGUCGAUAGGGAAGUUUGUUUCUUUGGAUACAACAAAUGUUGUUACAGAAGAGUUCACAUUCGUGUGAGAAAAUGUAAUGGGUUUUACGUGUAUUUCUUAAAACCAUCUCCUCCAGGAAAUGUUCGUUACUGUGCAGUGUAGUGGACCCUAGUUACUCUAAAAUGGCCGAAAAAAAUUGUACUUCCCUUAGAGAGAAAGUAAAGUGCUCUGAAAAUACUUGCUAUAAAUGCCCGGUUUAAUAUUUUGGCCCGGCCACAUGUUGGGAGCAAUGAAACAGCACUAAGCUGGAUAAUGUUAGAAGAAUAGAGAAUGAAAGCUGCUUUUUAAUUUCAAGUUUGCUAAUGUAAAGUUCUGUUUAGCCAGCCGCUGUUUUUAAAAAAUGUAGGGUUUGAGUAAAAUUAAAAACACAGUGUA